AUGUUUUCAGCCCGUCCUCUACAGCCACUGCAAUGGUCGCAGUCUCUCAGACACGGCUGCCAAUGGACGGCUAGCAGGCCAGCUUCGACGUUUGCUGCGCUCUGCUCCCGGCCUCAGUCCAGACUCCAGGUCUACCAGUCCCUCUCCAACGACCCUUUUGUCAACCUGUCCCUCGAGAACUUCCUCUACGAACGCUCGCCGCCGGACUCCAAGGUCCUCUUCCUGUACGUGAACAGGCCCUGUGUCGUUAUAGGACGGAACCAGAACCCCUGGCUCGAGACAAACCUGCGUCUGCUAAAGAGCAGCACUGGGCAUGAAGGCCGUAGAAGUGACGGUAAUGCUCUUUUCGUUCGACGACGGUCUGGCGGUGGCUCGGUCUUUCAUGACGAAGGAAACCUGAAUUUCUGCGUGAUUUGCCCAAAGCCGAUCUUCCAUCGAGAUAAACAUGCUGAGCUGGUGGUCAGGGCAUUGAAGAACGUUGGGGCUUUGAAAACGAGAGUCAACGAGCGUCAUGAUAUCGUACUCGGCCAGGACGCUCAGGAAGAGCCGUCUCCUCGUGUAGUCAAAGCUGGGUCUACAGACCAAGAUUCUGAGAGUCCGCCGCUAGAGGAACCUGUUCGGGCAGUCAAGAUAUCAGGCUCGGCAUACAAGCUGUCGAGAUUCCGUGCUUUGCACCAUGGUACUUGCUUAAUUGAUUCACCGAACCUCCGGCAGAUAGGACUCUUCCUGAGGUCGCCUGCUCGUCCAUAUAUCAAAGCAAGGGGCGUUGAGAGCGUUAGGUCCCCCGUUGGAAAUAUAUCCUCGGCCUUAGACGAAUCAGUACGGCCAUUCCUCAUGCAGCAGAUAAUUGGAGAAAUUAUGCAAGAGUUUGCUCUGCUUUACAAUCUCGACAGCAAUGCUUUACUGAAAGCUCAAAGGGCCCACGCCAACGAUCCGGAGUUGUCUUCGGGGGACGACUGGGUUACCGGCAUCCUGACCGACGAAGAUGCAAGAAACGAGCCUGAAGUGUGCAAAGGCAUCCAGGAACUACACUCGCUUGAAUGGAAAUACAACCAAUGCCCCCAGUUUACAUUCUCCACGCAUCCGACGGAGGAAGACCCCCGGCCUAGGCCAGAUAUAUCACCUGCCCUCUCGCCUUCGACCAGGGCUUUCUUCCGAGUCAAAUCAGGCCUCAUCAUCGAAAGUCACAUUUCUACAUCACAAGACCCAGGCACAGCACAAUAUGAAGCAGCCUGUGUUCAUAAAAUCCUGCACAACAGGGCGCUGCAUGGAAUAUCAGACUGGGCAUCAGUUCUCAGCUCUGCUUCUGCAGUAGCCAGCCAAGAGGGCGUAUACCCUGAUGCUUUUGCAUCGAACUCUCCAGAUAACGAGCUCUCGGGCCUUGCCAAGUGGCUUGAGAGUAAGCUAGGACAUUAA
Molecule: messenger RNA, 1416 nt
Organism: Nannizzia gypsea CBS 118893
Lineage: Eukaryota; Fungi; Ascomycota; Eurotiomycetes; Onygenales; Arthrodermataceae
Product: lipoyltransferase 1
Exons: 3
Coding region: 1-1416 (471 amino acids)
Biological process (GO): protein lipoylation
Cellular component (GO): cytoplasm; mitochondrion
Molecular function (GO): lipoyltransferase activity
Source: RefSeq, a predicted model, not a curated record